Messenger RNA from Lottia gigantea (owl limpet), 1731 nucleotides. RefSeq lists its product as hypothetical. Gene Ontology annotation, biological process: rRNA processing; negative regulation of transcription by RNA polymerase II. The transcript has 8 exons. Lineage: Eukaryota; Metazoa; Mollusca; Gastropoda; Lottiidae. Gene Ontology annotation, molecular function: DNA binding. Gene Ontology annotation, cellular component: nucleolus. The coding region runs from base 110 to 1123 and encodes 337 amino acids. The record is from RefSeq and is a predicted model, not a curated record.
CUGUGAAACGUGUGGAUUGAGUGAAAUAGGCCUAUAAAAAGACUACUUUUACACUAGGCCUAGUCCUUAGAGGUAACCCUAGCGCUGUUUGAAAACUUUUCCAGUAAAAAUGGUAUUUUUUAACUGUAAUGCCUGUGGUGAAACAUUAAAAAGAAAUAAAGUUGAAAUACAUUAUAGAACAAAAUGUAGGAGUUGUGAAGUUCUAUCUUGUGUAGAUUGCAGUAAAGAAUUUUGGGGAGAUGAUUAUAAACAACAUAUGACAUGUAUAAGUGAAGAAGAGAAGUAUUCUGGUAGUAAUUAUGUAGCUAAACCUAAUAAAGGAGAAGUGAAACAAGAAUUGUGGCAAAAGUCCAUAGCUGAUGCUGUAGAAAAACACAAGAAUAAUUUUAAAAUGAAAGAUCUCUUGACCAGAUUAAUAGAACAUCCUAACAUUCCCAGAAAACAGAAGAAAUUUGAGAAUUUUAUGAGAUCAAGUUUUGGUGUACGUGACAAUAAGUGUAUCAGUGAAAUUUGGAGUAUUAUAUCAUCUUCAACCAGUUCUUCUAAUGGAGCUUCAGAAAAUGGCAGCACAAACGGUCAAAAUAAAACAACCACAGAAGACUGUGAACCACCAGAAAAAGAUAGCAAAGAAACAGAUGAAAACAUUCAGAAACUUAGUAAACGUGAGAAGAAAGAACAACGGAGGUUAUUAAAUGAUAAAAAGGAAAAGAAAGACAGAACUAAACACAGUGAAGCUACAGAAGAAGAUACUAGUAAGAAAAAAAAGAAAAAAAGAAAGAAGAAAAAUGAUGAUAGUGAAAUAGAGGAAGAAAAUGAAGAAGAUGGAGAAGUUGAAAAUAAAAGAAAAAGAUUAGAUGAAAGUGAAGAAUCAGAAGAAGAAAAAGUUGUUAAAAAACGUAAAAUCAAAUUCAGCUGGGAAAAAGUCAUUGAAGAAGUAUUAAAUACAAAAGGAGAAGAAAUACCAUUAAAGAAAUUACGCAAGAAAGUUCUAGCUGAGUAUGCAUCUCAAGGUGGUUGUUUGGAAUCAGAAGAUGAACUUAGUGCCAAAUUUAUGAAAAAACUGACAAAAAAUCCUAAAUUUAAAGUGCUGAAGGAACGUGUGAAACUGGCAAAAUCUAGAUAGAGAUAGUGGGACAUGAAUUGUGAUUUUAUAUAAAGUAAACAAUAAAGACCUCUGUUUUAACAAUAUAUAACAAUCAACUCUUCAUCUAUCUAGAAAACAAAAUCAACAAAACAUGAAUUGCUGUGAGAAAAUGACUCCUUUAAAUUAACCAUUUUGUUCACAUUAAAGUCAGUGAUCAACUUUCUUUUACAUCUUCAUGUCACCAACAAUUCAGUAAUUCAGAAUAAAAUUUGGAAGCAUGACUGUGGAGUAAAAGUCAUUAUUAAUACCCAUUCUGUAACAAUAAUUAUGUCUUUCUGUAGGUAAUACACAAAGCAGCUUCUAUGAUUGUUAAUAAUAUAUCGCAGACAAACCCAAAGCCCAGUUAGCAUUCUGAUGAAUGACCUAAAAUAAGCCUAUCACUCAACUGAUAAAAGCAAAUAUGUAAAUGGAAUUAGAUUGUUUUCAAUUUUUUUGUUUUUUUUGUUUCAAAAACAGGUGGUUGAAUCACUUCUACUGUUUAGAUAAAGUGGAAAUUAAAUGGAUCUUUUAAUGUCUGUAACAUGAUUGAACCUUGGUCCUUCAGAUUACAGGGCAAAUAUCAACCCCAUACCCUCUUAUUUUUUUUU